GGAACAUGGGAGCCCGGUGACGUUAGAUAGUUCAUGAUGGGCAUCCCAGGCGCGAUCUGAGAGCGGCGAGCGAGACACAGCCAUACAUAUACAUCUGAGAAUCUAAAAACAUGGGUGGAAAAAAUAAGAAAAGUCGCCAUGGCAACUCCACAUCUGUCCAGGCAGUCGUAGCUUCAGCUAACAAGUCCAGGGUGACUGCAGAUCAGAAAGCUUCAGGAGAGGACACUACCAAGAAACCGGGCUCUAAAUCUGCUAAUGUAGCUGGCGUUAACAAGGAACUGAAGAGCAAACAAGGGCCAAAAACAUAUAGUUUUGGUUCGUCUGCUGAUGCAAGUUCUUCAGCAAAUCACAAUAAGUCUGUUUUAAAGGUAGUGAUUGACGUUAAUCUGGAGAAAAGAAUAAUUUCUCUAAUCAAUGAGCAUAAAAAGCUCAAUUGUGAUAAAGGGACGGUUUCAGGAAGAUUGACUUCUAAGAAGUUACAGGAUCUGUAUGUGGCCUUACAGGAGCUCAGUUUUAAGUCCGAGCAUAUAGAGGAAGCAAUGACAAACACCGUUUUGUAUGGAGGAGAUCUGCAUUCUGCGCUUGAUUGGCUGUGUCUGAACCUACCAGAUGGUAAAUAA
Molecule: messenger RNA, 620 nt
Organism: Pelobates fuscus (common spadefoot toad)
Lineage: Eukaryota; Metazoa; Chordata; Amphibia; Anura; Pelobatidae
Product: ATP-dependent RNA helicase dhx29-like
Exons: 5
Coding region: 111-620 (169 amino acids)
Source: RefSeq, a predicted model, not a curated record